AUGAGUAUUAUUGUUAACAAUAAUAAUCAAACUUCGGACGAUGCUGUAGGCACCAUUGACCAUUCUCUUAAUUUGUCAUCACCUACAACGUCAAUCAUGAACGAAGAAGCUUCGAACAAAACAACUACCAUCACAACACAAUGCAUUGAUAUACACCUCCAUGGUGAAGAUCAUUCUUUGCAAUUCAUUCAUUCAUCCGAGCAAAAUGUUGUGUAUAAUAAUAAUAAUCAUAUUAUUCAUAAUAAUAAUCCUCUCGCUCCAACAUCAAGCACAGAAUUUGAUAUGACUACCAAUAAUAAUAAUAAUAAUCCUAUCAAUAAUUUUGAUAAUAACUCCACGUCUCAUCCUGGCAUUGAAUUAGACAAUAAUGACAACGAUGAUCGUUAUUCUCCUCUCCAACAACAAUACACCACUCAAACAAACAAAAGUCCAUCCACAAAAACAACUCCUCUUCCAACAUUGAAACUCAUUGUGAUUUUCAUUAUUUUCAUAUGUGAUGUUUUUGCCUUUUCCACGGUCGUCAGUUAUGUUCCUUUCAUGGUGCAAGAUUUUGGUAUUACCGAGAACAAGACUGAAUACGGUUACUAUGCUGGAUUGAUUGCUUCAAGUUAUUCGGCUGCUUCUCUUCUUUCAAGUAUUGCCCUCGGUUGGUUAUCCGAUCGUGUGUUGGGCAGAAGGAAGGUGAUAUUGAUGGGAACGUUAUGUUCAUGUAUUACGAGUUUGUUAUUCGGUUUGAGCAUCAACUUCCCGAUGGCCAUCACAGUUCGGAUUGUCUUUGGACUGGUGAAUGGUAAUAUUGGAACCAUCAAAACAUAUCUUGGAGAGAUUACUGAUAAAACCAAUCAAGCAAGAGCCUUCUCGUUCGUUGGUAUUUCAUUUGCCAUCGGAUCAAUACUGGGUCCAUUGAUUGGUUUAUUGGCACGACCCAACAUUCAAUAUCCUAACAUGAUGAGCAUGACUCCACAAUUCGUUCAGAAUUUUCUCAACCUUUUCCCUUACUUUUUACCGAAUUUGUUUGUUGCCACUUGCUCAUUCAUUGGUUUUUUAAUUGCUUACUUUAAAUUGGAGGAGACUAAUCCAAGAUUUACUUGCAAGGACCAACAUUUAAAGAGUCAAUCGACCAUAACAGCACGAUCUGAGGAUCAGGGAGUCAAUCACACCAGUAACAGUGAGGAGAGGGCAAACCACCGAGCAGAUGUACACAAUGCCUCCCCCAAGAGUCCUUCUCCGAGCGAAACAAGCCCAACCACCACUUCUUCCACUGCCACUUCAUCUACUCUGUCGGAUCUAAUAUUUGAUGAAAAGUACAGACACGACCCUAACCAUAGGUCUCGUCACGAGUUGGAAACGAUCCAAUUAGAUGCUCGCCAAGUCAUGUCCCAUGAACAUCCCACAACGACGUGCUCUCCUCGAACAUGUAGCACCACCACACUUUCCAUUAAUACUCAAACCACCUCCAAGAAACAUCAACAUUUGCAUCAUGCAUCCCAUCCUUCACUUUCCCUUAAGCUCAGAAUUAGAAAAUUAUUCAAGAGUGAAAUAUUUCAGACCUAUUUACCAUUAUUCACUUCUGCUUUGAAUCUCAUGAUUGGAUUCGCCUCUUCAGCGUUUGAUGAGGUGAGUCCACUCUUUUCAUUACUACCUCCAGAAAAUGGAGGUCUUGGAUGGACCAAUUUUGAAAUUGGAAUUCAAGGAGCUGUGAAUGGAGUCGGUAUUUUGGUAGGCCAACUCUUUAUCACUCCAAUCAUUGCCAAAAAGCUGGGCAGUGUUUGGUGUUUUCGAUUAGGAAAUAUGCUCAUCCUGCCUACAGUCAUUCUCUUUCCAGAACUCUCCUGGAUUUCGAAAUGGAAAUCUCAACAUACAACUGCCAUUUCUCCUGACAUUCUCAUGUGGACCUUUUCUAUUGUGAUCACACUAUUGAGAACCUUCUCUCUGAAUCUCAUCUUCACCUCCUUAUUGAUUUUGAUUAAUAAUUCCGUUCAUACUUCUUCUCGUGGUUUACUCAAUGGAAUUGUACAGAGUUUUGUAGCAUUUGCUCGAAUGAUGGGUCCCGUAGUGUCCUCGAGUGUAUUCGCCUUCACAGCAAGUCAUUCCUUCUUCUUUCCUUUCGAUUUUAGAUUUGUAUUUAUUCUCAUAACGUUGUGUCAUGUGGUCAUGAUUAUUGGCUCCAUGUUUUUAAAGAAGGAAUUGAAUGCACCUAAGGAAGAUGCCUAUCCAUUGGAGGAAGAAGAGGAAGCCGUUGUGAGUCACGAUCGUGAGAACCAUGAUGAUGAACAACAAGAAUUGAUUGCUUACAAGCAUGACCAUGGGGAGGAUCUUGAAUCAGGACAAGAGCUUACAGUCGUGUAUUAUGAAAAGAGAGUAGAACCAUUGAAGACCAUAGAAAUGUCUGCCAUUCUUGCUCAUUCUCCAACCAUCACUACCAUGGAUGAUGAAUGCUCUUCAAGCCAUGACGAUGAUUCAACCAAACUCAAGCCUUAA
This is a messenger RNA of Naegleria lovaniensis, 2481 nucleotides long. RefSeq lists its product as uncharacterized. The coding region runs from base 1 to 2481 and encodes 826 amino acids. Gene Ontology annotation, biological process: transmembrane transport. Gene Ontology annotation, molecular function: transmembrane transporter activity. The record is from RefSeq and is a predicted model, not a curated record. Lineage: Eukaryota; Heterolobosea; Eutetramitea; Acrasida; Naegleriidae. The transcript has 3 exons.